Danio aesculapii is the source of this 3452-nucleotide messenger RNA. RefSeq lists its product as uncharacterized. The transcript is spliced from 7 exons. Bases 148 to 2166 code for a protein of 672 amino acids. NCBI's taxonomy places the organism in Eukaryota, Metazoa, Chordata, Actinopteri, Cypriniformes, Danionidae. The record is from RefSeq and is a predicted model, not a curated record.
AGGAACAGACACAAAGUGCUUCACACAGACUGCACAACUGUUUUACAAGAGUUAUUGAUCACAGAUUGAAGAAAAGAGAGUCGAGUUCAUCAUUUUAAACAGAUAAAGCAAUUUUGGAGAUGAAAUCAUGACCGAAGAUGAGAGACCAUGGAGGAACAAACAGCAAAGAGUGAUGCAAAGGAUGGUCAGUUGAAUCAUAUUCCGUUUUUUCAAUCUGUGCUGAAGAAACGUCCAAAAGGGACUGUCAACAAUCCCAAAACAGAUAAAUUCCCAGAUACAGCUUGCAAAACUGUGUUUUAUGGAGGAUGUUCAAUAAAGGAAGGGAGUAAAGAUUCGGAUAGCACGGUCAGAUCUGAUGGUGACGAGGAACAGUCAAGUAAGAUUUCUGGGACAUUUAAUGUGUCUGAGUUAGUGCCGAGUGAUGCAAGGGAAGGUCAGCGAAGUGAUAUUCCACUCCUGGAGUCCAUGCUGAACAAGCUCAUGAUCCAAAAGGAGAGAGCCAACCAUCACACAACAGAUAGACUACGUGGGCGGCCAGAUAAGACCUCUAAAAGUGUGUUUCACCACUCUGUGGAGUCUGUAACAAAUGAAGACAGGAGUGAUUUUGAUUCCACAGUCAGAUCUGAUGCCGAUCAGGAAAAACCAGCCAGGAGUUCGGACAGAGAAGAUGGAAAAGAAGAAUCCAAAGGGGUUCCAGAGGAGUUUCCUAAAUGGGAGAGAAGGAUUUUCAGCUCUGUUCCUUUGGCAUUGCUAACAAAGGUGGCAGAGAUGAAAGAAAGUAAACUGGUGGAGGUCAAAAACAACAAAGACCCUAGCAUGGUGGAAGACAAGUCUGAAGCUGCAUUAUUGCAGGACGAAUCUUCUCAACAAUUAUCGGCACCAAAUCCUGACCUCUCAGUGUCCUCAGACAGAGCUGACUUUGCACAGACUAAAACUGAAGUACUUGAUGAGGCUUGCUCUGGUCCUUCAAAUACAGUUAGCAUGGACACAGGCAACGCUCAGACUGCUGAAAAGGUGGUAGGAAGGACAACAAGAUCUGCUUCAGAGCCAGUGAGCACCAAGCCUAAAGAAGAGAGACCCCUAUCCGCCCCGAGUGCUUUAAACUCACAGGAAUUUGACAAAUAUGCUGAUAUAAUGACACCAAAACACUUCAGCAAAGCGGCUGUGAGUUUAGAAUUGGAGAAUUCAGGGAUGACAGAACAAAAUAACUCGCUUGCCAAAACACAGAAGAAGGGAGUGAAACACAAGAUGAAGAAUUUUACUCAAAAACUGAAAGAAAGGUUUAAAGAAAAGCAGGAUUGUGAGCAGAACACAAGCACGAGUGCAGAAGACAACGUGGAGGAAGAGGAACAGCCUAUGGAAACUGAGGAUCCAGACCUUCCACCACCUCUCCCAACAAAAAAGGGGAAAUAUGUUAUCUUAGACAGAAAAUUUACCUUAAGAGACUUCAAACUCAAUAUUGAACCUAUCAACCUAAUGGAGGAAAUAUUCACAGGAGACGAAUGGCUCAAUUACUUGCCCACUAAAGGCAGUUCGGAUGAGAAAGAUACUAGUGAUCAGUCAAUCUCGUAUGAUCCCCCCAAACUAGAAACAGAUAAUCAGGUCAACGUUCCUGAGCCAAUACCAGAACCAAACCCACAAGAAGACAUAAAGACCACUCAGGACAGUGUUGAUGAUACUCAACAGGACAAAGCUGCAGAAGUCAACAGUCAAGCACGAGUAGAACGAGUCGAAUCAAACACAAGUGUUUUUGCCAUCCCAAAAGCACUUCUAACAAAUAAUGCUAUCAAACAAAUGACAGACUGUGAGCCAAAGAAAUCAGAUGACAUCUAUGACUGUGUGGACAUUUAUAUUCUUCCCAAAAAUGACAUUCCAACAGCAAAAAGGAAGGCAUCGGAAGUUAAUCUGAUAGACUUUUCAGCAAUCAAGUCGUUCGCAUUGUUGGACAACUCCGCCCUCAAGAGUCGAAUCCGUCUCAGCAAAAAGAGACCCCACCGACCACCCAAAAAACACAAAAAAGUAAAAGCAGAAAAGUCAAAUGCCAUAUUCUACAAGAUUCCCCCAGUCAUCCUGAAUGAAUCUCCUUUGACUGCAUUUCUACCACGUCACAGCACCCCCUUUUCCCCACCUCCUCAUUUACCUACAAAAUGCACUCCUAGCCAGUGACUCCAGGAACACUGAAGUCUUCAUCUGCAGCUGUCAGCUCAUCUCCAAGCAUUCCUCAUUGCUAGUGUACAUAUGAUUGGGCUCGCCAGGAACCCACAGAUUAAAAUUCCAGAAGGAUCCAUCGAGCCAGAAAAACUGACCAGACUGAGAGAAGCCAAACAGAAAAUGUGUUUUCUAAGUUACUAAGAUGAAAAACAUGCUAUUUACACUUUUUAUUUACACUUCUGUCUCGUUGUAUACCUUAAAAAAUUCAUAGGCUCCGAGCCAGAUGCGCAGGCUUUUUGGGUUAAAUUUUUUCACAAUGCACAGCAAGUAACUGUUAUCCUGUAAACUAUGCACUGAGGCCAGAUGUGCACCAGGGGCUUUGGUCCUGCAAUUGAACUGGAAGUAAAACAGGAAGAACAGUUAAUGACUACAGAAUACUUUAAUUCGUUUUAUUAAUAAUCUGGAGACUAAUAAAACAGUGUAGUACUACUAUACGGCAUAUACCUCAGCUUGAGUGAAGUUUAAGCGUCUGAAGAAGUAUUUGACACAGUGUUUACCCACUCUGAACCAAUCAGAGAAUCCAGGCAUAUCACAUGCUUUCGGCAUUGAGCACCACUCAGUGGCAUUCCCACUUCCAGCAUGAAAACCUAAAGACAGAAUCAAAACCAUGACUUAUACUUUGAACUUUUAGAUUAUAUGAAAUCUGGGUUGAUUUUAGCAAAUAUUUGCUUUUACAUGUUUUGAAUAUUUCUCAAAUGCUGUUGAAUAAAGACAAGAAUGUUUAAGCACAUUUUAAAAUGUAAUUGUUUUGAUAAUUAGUUUCUAAUAACUAAUUCCAGUUGUCUUUAAGAUAAUGACACACUCAAAAAUAACUUGUGCUGCUUGUUUAAACUACUUUGAAACAUGAGUUGAAACAACACAAUUCUGAAUGUAUUUUUAGGGACAACUUAAUCAUUUAAUGUUCAAUCCACUUAAAUUUGUAAAAACAAUUAAGUUAACUUAAUCGAUUUGUGUUGGGCCAACAUGAGGGAACUGUGUGGAACCCAGCAUUUUUUAUAGUGCAGUACAUAAUAUUUUACUAGUUAUGUAAACAAUGUAAAGGCUUAACUAGGUUAAUCAGGUUAACUAUGGAUUAUAGUGGUUUGUUCUGCAGCCAACUGAGAAGAAAAAUUGUUAAGGAGGCUUUUUCCAGCUAUUCCAGCUUUUUUUGGGACAACUUAUUUGUUUUAUGUUCAAUUCACUUACAUGUUGUUGGGACAAUAUGAAUGAAUUAUUUGGAACCAAAGUAUUUUUUUAGGAAA